AUAUUUAUCAUGAAUUAUAUUCAAAAGGAAACAUGUAAUAUUUAAAUAUUUCAAAUCGCAUAUUAGCCACUUAAAUUUUAGUCAUCUGGUUAAAAGCUCCCCUUAUCAAUAUUGAUUUUCGGUUAUCACAGACGUUUGACAGUAAAGCAGAAGGGUGGUGAGAGUGGAACGCGGUUCGCGGUGAUAUCAGGGGAUGAAUUAAGCUGACAAUGCUCCAUUCAGCCAUUCAUGAUCCAAAACAAAUAGCUGGGAACACAAAAAUGUUUUUUUAAUAAUAGCGUGAAGAGCUAAUAAAAUAGCAGGCUACUUACUGAUAGCUUAUUUAUGGAUGACAGUGGUUUUGAUAGUGAUCCAAAACGACAAAUAAUCGAGGAUGAUCAACUAUUUCCGGUUAGCGACAGUUCAUCAAGUAGCGCUGCAACAAUUAAUUCAACACCAAGGAAGAGUAACAGAAGCAGAGAGUUACAGAAAAAAUUGGAAAGACGUAUCGAGCAAGCGAAAAAGAUACAUAGUAAACAAGAGGCGAAAAAGAGUCCAUCUCUAAUUCCAAUUCAGAGACUUCCGAUACCUGGCGGAAGACCCUUACCAAACAUCAAAGAGCAGCAUCCACUGGUAAACUGGGAUUCAGAUGAGAGUGAAGAAUUGGACUUUUUCCCGGUGUCUAGAACUCGAGACUCCAAGCAAGAGUUGACCGACACAUUUAGCAUAGAAGACUUUGAACUGACACCAGAAGAGGACGAUCUGGAUCUUCGUCCACCAAAAACAAUGAACUUGUGUUGCAAUUGUCGUAACUAUAAAUUUAAAUGUACAAUAUUAUAAGAUUUUUUUAUCUGCGAUUUGGGCCGAUAAGUUAAUGAUAACGAAUUAUUGGUUUUUCUACAAGUAUUGUGACUUUGUAUAAAUAAUCGAUUUUGAUUCACUCGAUAUCGCAUGACAAAUCCGAAAUAUUCAUCUUCUAAUAAUAAAAAUUCGUAAAGUUACAUAAAUAUCAUGACAAAAAAACACAUUUACACGAAUCGAGAUGACGUAGCUUUAGUGAUUUUGAGCUUGCUGUAUGAAACAACAAUAAUAGUUGGAUUCUCUUGAUAUUUGAGAAGUGAAUUUUACAAUUAAAAAAACGAGAACUGGAGCCUAUUAAGAAAAUAGCAUCUACAAUAGAAUCGAUUUUUCAAAUUUAACUAACAUAAAAUUGUUAUACUUGAAUAAUAGAGAAUAAUAAUGAUCUCUAUUUUGAGCUCAAGUAAAAUUUAUCAAAACCACCAUCUUGGGAACAACAUAUUGAACAAAAUAUCUGUAAAUGUUUAUGCUAAAAUUAAUUGCUGAUUUUAACAAGGUUAUAAUCUGGUGUUAUAAUUUGGUUUCAAUUAUGUUGCGUAGUCCACAAGUUGGAGCAGAAUUACUACCCCUCAAUCAUAUUACUAUUCCUAAUUCAGGUGAUUCAAGUAAUUUGAUAAAAUCAUUCGAUGUUAGAAAAUGCUAUUCAUAACUUGAGAAUAAUAAUAUUUCCUGUAGUUUUUUAAGCUUGAUAUAAAUUCGUGAAUAUUCAACUAGGUAUACUGUGGUACUUUUCUGUAAGUUGUGCAAUUCUGAAUGAUUGAAUGAAUAAAUAAAUUUAAACCUUGAAAUAUAACAUCUAUGAAAAUGAUGAACUAAAAUAACAGUGGGGUGUACCACACCCCACAGCCGACAGUUUCCUUUGCAGACUGAGCACUAAGCAGUAGCACACUGACAGUAAAGGCUGAUUUACACAGUGCCAGUCGGCUUGCCAGCUGUUAAGGUAGCCAGUCACUGGGUGCCAACUACUGGCACUGUGUACACGGAUCACGCCAGUAACUGGAGAAGCCAGCAAGCCAAGGACGCGCCAGCAGCUGGCAGUUCUAGCACAACAAAUACUGUUUUACUGGCGCGCCAGCUUCCCCCUCUACCGCGUAACCUCAGUGGCGCCAGCCGACAGACACUGUGUCAACGGCAACAGUCGCCUGCCAGUCUCAGUCACUGGCCGGAACAAUAGCAACGUGUUUAGUAGUAUUGUUUGUAAAUUGGCUAAUAAGUGACUAAGUUUAAUAGGUUUCUGCCAAUUUUUAAAAAAAAACCAAGUCUUCACAUAAACCACGCUCGCUGUGGAACUACCCCAACACAUCCGACUUGUUCCAGUAGCUGGCAACGUGUAAACAGGGUGCCGCUUUUAAGCUUUGAUAUUGACUGGAAGGUCACUGGCGGCAAGCGGCGACUGGCAUGCCAGCCACUGGCUCGUGUAAAUCAGCCUUUAGUGCCAAUGGGGCAAAUACAUAAGAAUAACAUAAAUUGAAUUUACAUAGAUGUCAAUAUCCCAAUACUUUGUUCUAAAGGAGGAAUAACUCAAAUAAAAAUUGUUGGGGUUUGGUGAACCCCAGUGUUUUGUUUAAAGGUAAAGAGUAGUUGGUACUAUUUUGACCUAGUCAAUAAUGUGUUCACUCACUAACUUUGUGUCAUUAAUUUUUCAGUGCAGAUUCAGCUCAAAAUAAAAUAAAGUUUUUUCAUUGAGUUAUCAGUUAUUAACAAUAAAUUUAUGCACAGCCUAAAGCUAAAACUUGGUGUGAAACUAUGCUGUUUGAUAAAAUGUAAGCUUCCUGCAAGUGAUUCCAUAGCACAACGAAAAUAAAAAGAUCAAUAAAACGUAAUGCUAAAUAUGUUAUUACGCUCUUGUAGAUUUUAUAGCAGUAAAUAUUUGUAUAUCAGUAAAUAUUUGUAUAGCAGUAGUUUGUGACUUUGAAGUUUCUACAAGUGAUCAAUGUUUUUUUAUUGUAUCGCAUGUGUUAAGUUUGUGAUGGAAAUUUGUAGUGAUGUAAUAAAUUUUCAAAGUUAA
Messenger RNA from Nilaparvata lugens (brown planthopper), 2845 nucleotides. Its product is annotated as protein FAM219A. Lineage: Eukaryota; Metazoa; Arthropoda; Insecta; Hemiptera; Delphacidae. The record is from RefSeq and is a predicted model, not a curated record. The coding region runs from base 325 to 819 and encodes 164 amino acids. The transcript is spliced from 6 exons.